Penicillium vulpinum is the source of this 1398-nucleotide messenger RNA. RefSeq names its product SET domain-containing protein. The coding region runs from base 1 to 1398 and encodes 465 amino acids. Gene Ontology annotation, molecular function: protein binding. The record is from RefSeq and is a predicted model, not a curated record. The transcript has 2 exons. NCBI's taxonomy places the organism in Eukaryota, Fungi, Ascomycota, Eurotiomycetes, Eurotiales, Aspergillaceae.
AUGGGAUCCUACAUGGGUUUUGACAUGGUUCCACGCCUAUCAGAAGGGCUGGUACAUAAACAAAAUUGGCAAAAAUUCUUGAAUGCCAUCAAAGAGCGUUACCAAAACGACGAUCAAGUCGAAGUAAAGCCUAACUACAUUGCAUUCAAGGCCGACCCAGACCUACUGCUUCCAUUUGAAUGUCACAAGUUCCUGCGGUUUGGCGCAAUGAUUCCGAAUGAGGACUCCAGUGGAUUGAGGAACUAUAUCGAUACUGUCAGCCGGGUAGCCGGUGUCAGCUUCGGAUCGAGAGGUUACUGUUGGAAUGAGGGCUCAGGGGUAUUAGGUUUCUAUGCUUGGGAUGACGUGAAACGAUCGAUCAGAUCUUAUGAGCAGUUCGACGAACCGGAAAUGCCAACCACUAUAGCCCAACUCGUGCUCGGUACCGAUCCAAUCAGUGAGCUCGGUCUGCCACUAUACAAAGCACAGCCAGUGCUAGGCAAGGGACAAGGCCUCGUGGCGCGCUUCAACAUCGCAAAAGGCCAAUUGAUUAUUUCCGAGAAGCCAUUCUUCACAACCUCGAAAAUUGCAAGCGCAACCACAAUGGAAAAACAAAUGGCAAUCGAGCUGCGGAAGCUAUCAAAAAACGCCCAACGCCAGUUUCUCUCCCUGCACAACAAUUUCCCUGGAAAGCAACCGUUCAGCGGCAUUGUCCGAACAAACGCUCUACCAUGCGGCUCCGAAUCUCCAAUUGGAGGUGUAUACCCCACCAUCUCGCGGAUCAACCACAGCUGUCUGCCCAACGCACAUAACAGCUGGAACAGCGAAUCAGGAUACGAAAAUAUUCACGCCGUGCGAUUCAUCAGCGCGGGAGAAGAGAUCACCAUCCCCUACGACCACGGGGGGACUUCAGACGAGCGACGUCGUUAUCUGAAAGAUGCAUUCGGCUUCGACUGCGACUGCAGCAUCUGCUCCAGACAACCCACUGAACUGAAACAGAGUGACGAGCGCCGUCGCCAGAUCCAACGCCUCGACGCUGCGAUUGGUGAUGGGCUUCGGGUGAUGUAUAGCCCUAAAGAUUGUCUCAGAGACUGCCGAGUCCUUCUGCAGGUUCUUGAGGAGGAGUAUGAAGGUAGUCAUGGUGCCCAUCUUGCUAGGCUUUACUACGAUGCUUUCCAGGUUAGCAUUGUGCAUGGCGAUCAGGCGCGGGCUGGGGUUUUUGCGGAACGGUCGUAUAGAGCGAGGGCUGCGUGUGAGGGGGAGGAUAACCCGGAAACAAAGAGGAUUCGGAUACUAAUGGAGGACCCGAAAAGACAUGGCAGUUUUGGGUUGUCGAUGAAGUGGAAGAGUUUGAAGGAUCAGGUGCCGAGGGGGUUGAGUGCCUAUGGGUUUGAAGGGUGGUUGUGGACAGGGAAAUAG